Echinops telfairi (small Madagascar hedgehog) is the source of this 2627-nucleotide messenger RNA. It is a transcript of the gene THSD1, whose product is annotated as thrombospondin type 1 domain containing 1. The record is from RefSeq and is a predicted model, not a curated record. The transcript has 3 exons. Lineage: Eukaryota; Metazoa; Chordata; Mammalia; Afrosoricida; Tenrecidae. Gene Ontology annotation, cellular component: cell periphery. Bases 56 to 2488 code for a protein of 810 amino acids.
UUGGGUGUGAAAAAGGACAUGAGGAGAUCAAAGACCUGGGAUUUUGCUGAUCAGAAUGAAAGGAAUGUUGAAAGACUUUUCAAAUCUAUUGUUGGUGGUGCUUUGUGACUAUGUUCUCGGGGAAGCGGAGUAUCUCCUCUUGGGAGAGCCGGGCCAUGUAGCGCUGAGCAACCACACGGUGUCUGUGGCUUUUGGGGACUUUGACCGUGGCAAUGGGACCCUGAGGAAUGUGUCUGUCCUGCUGUUGGAGGCCACCACCAACCGGACUGUCACCACCAAACACCUGCUGACCAACCAGUCCCAGGGGACCCUCGAGUUCGAGUGCUUCCACUUCCAGGAGGCCGGCGACUACUGGUUCCGGAUGACUCCGAGCUCCUCGGAUAACGGCACCGUGGCCCCGGGGCGAGGGACCAGCGCCCUGCUGAAGGUGGAGUGGCCCGUCUUCCGCGUGGAUGUGAACCGGACGCCGGACGCAGCAGAAGGCACCUUCCAGGUGGGCCUUUUCACCGCCCAGCCGCUGUGCCCGUUCCCCGGGGCCCAGCCCCACAUCCUGGUAGACGUCGUGGUCACCGACCGGCUGCCCGAGGCCAGGACAAGCGUGGGACGGGCCCUGGAGAGCAGGACCAGCCGGAGCACGGCGCUGCGCCAGGGCCAGUGGGUGCAGUUUGGUUGUGUCCCCGUGGGGCCGCAGGCCUACGUCACCGUGGUCCUGAAGCUACGGGGCCGAGACUCGGUCAUGACCUCAACAGGGCCCAUCGACCUGGCCCAGAAAUUCGGCUACACGCUGGUGACCGGGCCAGAAGUGACGUGCGAGUCUGCGGUGGAGGUGACCCUGGUGCCGCCGCCUUGCGUCCUGGUGCAGGGCGUGGUGGCCGUGUCCCGGGAGGCCCCCAGGCGCCCCGGGGAAGGGGCUGUCCGGCUGGCUCAGCACAGCCUGGGCCCGGGCGAGCGGAGGACAGCCUUUAACUGCACGCUCUUUGACGUGGGCAAGCAUAAAUACUGCUUCGACUUUAGUUUUGCCAGCAGAAGUCGCCUUCCCACCAAGGAGGAGUGCGUGCUAAUUCAGAGAAACGUAGCCAUGCAGCCAUCCAGCCCAACCCCUCUUCCGCCCCAGGGCCCCGUGAAGCCCAACAACAUGGUGACGGUCACGGGGAUUUCCCUGUGCCUGUUCAUCAUCGUGGCCACCGUGCUGGUCACGCUGUGGAGGAAGUUCGGCCGGGCUCCCCGGUGCAGCGCGCCCACGCGGCACAGCUCCAUCCACUCCCCCGGCGGCCGCAAGCACUCGGACGAGGAGAACAUCUGCGAGGAGCCGAGCGAGCCGCCGGGCAGCUUCUCGGACGCGGGCGACGGGCCCUGCGGGAGCCCGGGCGACCUGAGCAUCCCCCUGACCUCGCGGCGCAGCGGGGCCCCGGGCCCCGAGGACGACGCCUCCGGCAGCGAGAGCUUCCAGUCGAACGCGCAGAAGAUCAUCCCCCCGCUGUUCAGCUACCGCCUGGCCCAGCAGCAGCUCAAGGAGAUGAAGAAGAAAGGCCUGACGGAAACCACCAAGGUGUACCACGUGUCCCAGAGCCCCCUGACGGACACGGCGCUCGACGCCCCCGCCGGCGCCGGCCCCGCCCCCGCCGGCGGCCCCGCCCCCUUAGACUCGGAGAACCCGGAAGAGGUUGCGGCUGCGGCCAACAAGUUCCGGAUCAAGGCUCCGUUCCUGGAGCCGCCCGCGGGCGGCGCGGCUGGGGACCGGGCCCUCGCCCGGCUGGAUGUGAGUGUCGCCCAGGCCGGUUGCGCCAUCAGCCCCAGCCAGACGCUCAUCCGGAAGUCGCAGCUGAGGCACGCGGGCAGCCGCGGGGGCCCGUCGGGGCGGAGCCACCCCAGGGGCGCCCACUUCCGGAGGACCGCUAGUUUUCACGAGGCCAAGCAGGCGCGGCCGUUCCGGGAGAGGAGCCUGUCGGCGCUGACCCCGCAGCAGGCCCCCACCUACAGCUCCCGGGCGCGCCCCUGGGAGCCGGCCGGAGACAGAGGCCGACCCCCGAGUCGAGGCCCGCAUCCGGGUCCUGAGAAACCGGAGCUCUGUCACGGGGCGGGCGGGGCGAGUGGCCUCGGCGGCCCCUUCGCGAAGGCCCACACCCUGGCCCUGCCCUCGAGGAAAGCCGAGCUCGGGGAUCGCCCGGCGGGAAUGGAGAGAACAGAGCCGCACAGGGCUCGGAGGGGACCGUCCCCCAGUCACAGGAGUGUUUCCAGGAAGCAGCCUUCGCCCACGUCCCCCAAAGAGAGCUCCCCGAGGGCCAGCCCUCUGAGCCCGCCGCUGCCCCCAGCUAGAAAAGACAAGUGUCAGAGCUUCCCGGCACACCCCGAGUUCGCCUUCUACGACAACACCUCCUUUGGCCUCACGGAGGCAGAGCAGCGGAUGCUUGACCUCCCUGGGUAUUUUGGGUCAAACGAAGAGGAUGAAACCACCAGCACGCUGAGUGUGGAGAAGCUGGUCAUCUGAGCCGAGAAUCCGCCGGAAACGGGCCACACCAGGAUGGCGAUAGCGACUCCUUUGGUUCUCUGGACUAAUUUUAUUUUUUGUGUGUAACUAUCCGAAUGCCAGAACGCAUUGCCAUCGAGUCAAUUCUGACUCCCGUGAC